Molecule: messenger RNA, 895 nt
Organism: Photinus pyralis (common eastern firefly)
Lineage: Eukaryota; Metazoa; Arthropoda; Insecta; Coleoptera; Lampyridae
Exons: 1
Coding region: 78-779 (233 amino acids)
Source: RefSeq, a predicted model, not a curated record
UUGACAGUUGACACUAGUGCGCAUGUCCAGGAAAAUAACCUAAAAGAUUUUAUUUUUAAUUAAAAAUAAACAUUAAAAUGAAAACGGAAAAUUCCGCUAGUAUAGAGUCAAAAAAAUUUCACAUAAACAGCGCGUAUAAAGAAUUUACAGAUCGUCAAAAGAAUGUUUUCGACCAACUUGGUGCCAUCGAAACAAAAACGAUAGACACACUAUCGAAAAACGAUACCAAAAUGGAAGUGGAGGAGCCAAUCGAACCCGAAAUUCACAUCAGCAGCACACAGCAUUCAAAAUUGAGACAAUUGCAAGGCCAGGAAAGCUUAUUUAAAAAACCCACCACACGACCAUUGAAACACAUCAAGACGCUCCUCAAUCGAACAGUUCCCGACUACCAAAUCAAUCCACACAAGUGGACCCGGUAUACAUUAGACGUCCCGCAAGAGGAUAUGUCCGAUAAAGCAAAUGUCAGUGCGGCGAUGUCAUUUUUAAAAGAGCUCAGUGAACGAGAUCGAGAUGAAACAUCAUCAUCGUCAUCGGAAGUCGUGGAUGAAAUGCCUGCGAAAAUUGUCUUUAAAAAAGUCUCCCCAAAAGUAAUCAAAGCCUCAGAAGCUGAAGCAUCUGUUUCGUUCAGAAAUUCAAAGAUCGUAAUGCCUGAGUAUGUCGUUGGGCAGAAGGUAAAUAGAACUAAACCGAAAAAUACACAAACAAGGGUUGAAACGGAAAAGGCGGAAAUAAAAUUGGAUCACAUUAGUAAUUAUGAUGACGGUGAAGACGAUAAUUAAAUUUUGUUUUUAUUUUUUUGUAUAUUUUUAAGUGUAAAUAAUUGUAUUACGUAGGUACUUCUUUCUAAUACACAAUAACUGUUGAACAUUUUCUGUAUUACAUGUUUCCUGAUGGA